This is a messenger RNA of Plasmodium gonderi, 1500 nucleotides long. RefSeq names its product folate transporter 1. The record is from RefSeq and is a predicted model, not a curated record. The transcript is spliced from 4 exons. Lineage: Eukaryota; Apicomplexa; Aconoidasida; Haemosporida; Plasmodiidae. The coding region runs from base 1 to 1500 and encodes 499 amino acids.
AUGGAUAAACAAAUCAGUUACGAAACUUGCAGUACCCUGACAAUUGAUUCUUACAGCUCCUUUAACGAAAACAGCUACUUAAUUGAAAAAAUAAAAAAUGAUGACGAUGAUAAAGAAAACAAUUCUAUAUACAACAAAAUAUCCUCAAGUCUCAUAGCCAUGUUACAGGGCGUGGAAGUAUUGUGUAAUCUUUCCAUUUUAUACAUUUUCAAGGAUAAUUACAAGUUGCAUCCAGCAACACUUAGUGUAGUCCUGAGCCUGAUAAAACUCCCUUGGUCGAUCAAGCUCCUCUGGGCAAUCAUAUCUGACAGUUUUCCUGUAUGUGGAUUUCGAAGAAAAUAUUACUUACUGGUGGGUUCCUUGGUGUGCAUCCUGUCCUUGCUUAUGUUAGGAUGGAUUCAUCACAAAAACAUUACAGUAAGUGUUGGGUUGUUAAUGAUGUACUUUUUUGGCAGUUCUCUGUGUAAUGUCAUAGGAGAAGCACAAGUAGUAGAAUCUAGUAGAAGAGGUACAGUAAAAUGUUCAGCAAAAAAUGUUUCUAUUUUCUUUGCGUUCAGAAAAUUAAGUUUUGCAAUUAUGUCUUACUUAUCUGGGUAUUUAUUAUCAGUUAUGACCAAGCAGCAUAUAUUUCUAAUUGGAUCCAUGUUACCUACAAUAGUCUUCAUUUCUUCCUUUUUUACAACCGAGAAAAAAAGUUAUAGAAAAUGUUCCGUGAAAGAACAAGUUAGAUGUGUAUACAAAAUAGUAAAAAUGUCCCACGUCAAAAAUUUUAUUAUUUUUAUUUUUCUUUUAAUGUCUAUGCCAUCUUGUGGAAAUACAUUAUUUUUUUAUAUGACCAAUGAAUUAAAUUUUAGUCCAAAUUUAUUGGGGAAAAUGGCAAUGUUUCAAUCUUUGGCUAGCUUAAUAGCCAUUUUAUCUUAUAUGUUUCUAUUUAGCACAAUUGAUGUAACCAAAUUGAUACUGUACUCUACAAUUAUAAUAACUCCAUUCGGAUUACUUCCCUUGAUAGUUGUAAAAAAAAUAAAUCUUCUUCUCAAUUUACCUAGUAGCUUAUUCAUUAUCACAGAUACAAUUCUCGUGGAAUUUAUUGCAGAAUUUCAGACUAUGCCUAUAUUAGUACAAUGCUCACGUAUAAUACCGGAAGGAUUUGAAUCAACCAUUUAUUCACUCUUUCUAUCAGCUAAUAAUUUAGCUAUCAUCACAAGUUCCUUUCUUACCUCACUACUAACAUAUCAACUUCAAAUAACUUCAAAAAAUUUUAAUAAUCUCCCUCUCAUGAUAAUUAUCUGCUGCCUUACAAAUAUUAUACCCAUUACAUUUUUGUGCCUUUUCCCUGUCUUCAACAAUAAUAUCAAGAGUGUACAGAAUAUAGCAAAUUCCCCUCCUCCUCGUACCAUAUACGAAUCAACACAUUGUGCAUCAUCAGACAACUCAGAUGCUGACGAAGAGACACAUCUUUCUCGGGAACUUGAAGUAGAUGCACUUCCCAUGGCAUUGUAA